Molecule: messenger RNA, 3349 nt
Organism: Anoplophora glabripennis (Asian longhorned beetle)
Lineage: Eukaryota; Metazoa; Arthropoda; Insecta; Coleoptera; Cerambycidae
Product: zinc finger protein 420
Exons: 8
Coding region: 58-2922 (954 amino acids)
Cellular component (GO): nucleus
Molecular function (GO): zinc ion binding
Source: RefSeq, a predicted model, not a curated record
CAAAGUGAUUAAAUGUGAUGUGUUUAUAAAACUUUUUUUAAUAUACAUCUAUUCAAAAUGAUUAAUAAAGAAAUAGAGUUAAUAAUAGACAAAAUUUGUAGAUGUUGCAUGUGCGAAAACGAAAAUAUGCACAAUGUGUUUGAGGAUAAAAAAGAUUCACAGAGUCCCUCUGUACUUCUCCCAGAGAUGUUGAUGGCUUGUGUGUCUGUAGAGGUCGUAUUUGGCGAUGGAUUACCUUAUAAUGUAUGUGAGACUUGUGUGGGUAAACUAAAUGCUGCAUAUGAAUUUAGACAACAAUGUCAAAAAACGGAUUCUGCUCUUAGAGAGUUGAUAAAUACUGAAUCCAAAGCUGAUAUAGCAAAAGAAGACAUUGUCAUACAACCAGAUGUGCAUGAUGAUAUGUUUGACGAAGAAGAUGAUUUACCACUGAUACAACGUAAACGCAAACGAGGGAGACCAAAGAAAAAACAAGAUGAUAAUUACGCUUGUACAUUUUGUCACAAAAUAUUACAUACAAAGAAAGGAUUACGAGUACAUUUAAGAGCACAUACCGGUGAAAAAAUGAGACACUGCUUAUUUUGUGAUGCAAAAUAUACUCGUACAAACCAUUUAAUUCGUCAUAUUAACACACAUGAUAAGCCUGGUUUAACGCAUCCAUGUGAAAAUUGUGAUAAAACUUUCACUGUUGCAGCUGAACUUUAUAGACAUUCAAGAGAACAUGAAGAAGGAGAGGGAGAGGAUAUUAAACUAGAGGAAGAUGAAAUUAAACCUGAAGUAAAUUUAAACAGUGAAAAUAAUACAACCACCGCUGGAAACCAAAUAGAAGUUAUAGAAGUCGAAGACCAUAAUGAUGUUUUUAAUAAUGAUUUUCCAUUUAGUGAUGAUGAUGAUGCUAAUAUUGAUGACGCAGAUGAUGACUUUCUUACAGCUAUAAAGAAGGGUAAUGAAAAUAAAACCAAGAGGCAGGAAGAGAAAGACAAAACUUUAUAUCAAUGUAAGGAAUGUACAAAGGUUAUGACUACGUACCUAGGAUUAAAAAUUCACAUGAGAAGACACACCGGAGCCGAUUUAUCAUUUUGCAAAUUAUGUAAUAAAUCGUUUACAAAAUUAAGUCACCUAAAUAGGCACAUGCUCACUCAUGGUAUCAUAGAAAAGGACAAGAUAAAAGCAUUUAAGCAUAAUACAGACGCCAAAGGAAAAAGGAUCAUGGAAUGUGAUUUUUGUGAUCGCAAAUUUAAGUAUCGGAAAAGUUUCGUUCAUCAUAUGCAGGUUGAACAUGGCAUGUCGGAUACUGAAAGUGAUUUUGCAAGUGCAGACGUGGGUGUUGACAAACCAAAUCCCGAGUUAACGGACACUGUCAUUAGUGCAAUUCAAGAAGCGGGAUCCAAUGAAGAAAGUCCUGAGCAAAAGCAGGAAAUAAAGAAUGAUGUUGGGCAAGACCAAAUGUUACUUGAAGAGGAAGACGCAGACGGUAUCCCAGACACGGAGAACCUGCUAGUAAAAAGGGUGAGAAGUAGGAACCAAAUAUGCCACGUGUGUGGCGCCUGUUUUGCCCGAGCAAACCACCUCACCAGGCAUAUGACCUUACACCGAGCGAUAUUGAUUCAUCAAUGUGACAGAUGCGAAAAGGCGUUUGCCACAGAAGACUACCUUAAAAAACACGUCGAAGAAGAACAUAUUAAUAAACCGUAUGUCUGUACAGUGUGUAAUAAGCCUUUUAGCAGGGGAGAGCAUUUAAUUAGACACCUGAAAGUGCACCAGUCCAAUCCUGAAAAAGAGACAAAUCUUAAGUGUUCAAUAUGUGAUACUGAGUUUACUAGGUCUGACCAUCUAGCAAGACACACUAAAGUUCAUUUGCUACAGGACAAACGUCACGUAUGUGUCGAAUGUGGCAAGGCUUUUAAUAGACUGGACAACCUAAAGACUCAUCAGAGGAUCCACACCGGGGUCAAGGAUAACUCUAAGUUGCACCUAUGCAUUUAUUGUGGAAAAGAAUUCAAUAAUUCCAGUAACAUGAUUGUGCACAUGCGGAGGCACACGGGUGAGAGACCUUACAAGUGUAAUGAAUGUGGGAAAGGCUUUCCAAGAUCGCACGAUUUGAAGUGUCACGAAAGGACGCAUUCUGGAGAAAAACCAUACUUGUGUACGCUGUGUGGAAAAUCGUUCAACAAAAGUAAUAAACUGCUAAGACAUAGUCGAGUACACACAGGAGAACGGCCGUACGUGUGCAACAUCUGCGGUCGCGCUUUCACACAGUCAAAUGACUUGUCUUUGCACAUGAGGCGUCAUACCGGGGCCCGACCCUAUGCCUGCGGUGUGUGUCCUGCCCGUUUCAUCCAGUCCGGACAACUGAAAACUCACCGUAGGACAACGGGCCACUGGAUGGAAACUCAACCAGACCUGAAAGGAGGGCACAGGGUCGAACCAGUCACGCCAGCCCAUGAACCUAUGCCUAUAAGAUUUAAAUCUCACGGAAAGAUGAAAAAAGAGAAAGAAGUCGUGGAAACUCAGGUUACCGAAAUGCAGCAGAAUAUAACGCUUCAUCCAAUCGAAGAAGUAAACGUUCCGGAAGGUCCCGACAUUCAAACCCAGCCUCAGAGAAUCUUGAUGGGCAUCAUGGGUAACAUUAAAAUCCAGAAUGAAAUACAGCCACUGAUAAUCGAUAGUACAAAACUCGUGGAGUUACAUAAUGCGGGGCUCGUCAAUCUGCCGUCAGUAAUACAAACUACCAACGGUGAAGAGAUCAAAUUGAAAUCAGAGGUUUCCACAUUCAAUAUCUCCCAGUGUGAAGAGAACUUGGAGAAGCACGAAUCUAGCGCUAGUAACACAUUCCAAGAAUCAACGGUGGUUUAUUCAAGUAUUGGACACACUGCUACCACUUUUACGUCUAGUGAAAACUUUACUUUUCAGAACUACCACUAAUGUUAGUUAAUUGUAGGUUUAUACUUUUUUUAUUUUACCUGUUCUGUGGGAUUCGAUUCGGUUAUUGUAUAAACGUAAGGAAAAGGCCUUUUUAAGAAACAUGCGUUAUGUGUAAAUAACAGAGAUUAUGCACAAGGAAAAUUCCUUGUACAUAUUUGUAAGUCGGUUCCAGUUUGGUAUCCUGUCUUUUUGUUACUUUAUUCAUUUUCAUAAACGUACUUUACUACACAAAAUUUGUUAUAACUACAAUGUAAUUUUUUAGAAUAGUUUUGAAUUGAACAAUGGAAUAAAAUUCAAUUUACUUAAUGUAGGAUUAAGUAGGUACUAUAAUAUUCACCAAUUAAGCAGGAGUUGUACAUAAUUUUAAUUUGUAAGGAGAAAAAGUAAUCAAACCUGUAUAUCUGCUAUUUUUAAUAAAACUAUUUCU